This is a messenger RNA of Stylophora pistillata, 2932 nucleotides long. RefSeq lists its product as uncharacterized. The record is from RefSeq and is a predicted model, not a curated record. Lineage: Eukaryota; Metazoa; Cnidaria; Anthozoa; Scleractinia; Pocilloporidae.
UCGGAACAAAACGGAACUGUGACCUGUGGCAGCGAACAAUUCAUCAAAUUGCUUCUUAUGGACGUCAUCCUUUUCUUUUUCAAGGAGUCCACUUGUGUUUAGUGUGAAAUUGAAUCACUCUCGUAGGGAAUACAAAGCAAAAAACUCGCAGAUCAGCGUUUCGAUCGACAAUCGCGGCUUAUAGUAACUUCGCCAUUAUUUGUCUUACAAUUUUCACUUUGACUGUACUGAACUUGACAAGAUAUCUCGACUUCUUCUGUCCUGAAUUCGUGGAAGAAGUUUUCUCUCGUGAAAGCCCAGCCUGAUAAACACAGUCCUGAACAGUCAGCUUAACCUUGCUUAUGGGUUGUGGCUCUUCACAAGCUACCACGACAGUUUCUCCGCAGCCUGCUCCAAAAUUGAAGAGAAUCAAAGAAGAGGAUGAAAAUGCUCUUCAGUCGAUUUCUAAACGAAGUUCAUCCUCCCGCUCUUCAAUAAAGGAGAGCAAUGGGCAUGCUCAGAGGAUAACAGAAAAUGGUGGACACGGAAAAGAGUCGUCUAUUAAGCAGACGCUUAAAUCUGUGUCUCCGCCAUCCUCUGCCAUUGGUCGUGUUCCUCUUAGUGAUUCUCCAAAGGGAAGUGCGAACAACAAUAGAGACUCGGAGAGCACAAGUAGCGAAGAAGUUCAUGAAAAUGGUGGCACUGAUGGUCCCGAUAAUACUGAACUAUCCCCUGCUGAAGGAAAUACCGGGAUGGAUACAACAGAUGCCACAGACAAUGUGACUCAGUCUAAAAAUAGUGUUAGUUCCGUUCAAGAAAACCAAUGUAUUAAGGAAGAGCCACAGAAGGAAGGGUCGCCUACUUCGGAUGGUGACGCGUCUCAAAGCAAAGUUACUGUAAAUGAGGAGAAAGCUACCGAGAACCAAAGUACAGGUGUUGGUGAGAAAGGUGUUCAUAAUGAUAGAGGAAACGAAGAUUCACCUGAAGUUGUUAAAGACACCGUCGAUGAAACCGGAGACGUUUCAGCAAGGGACGAAGUUGGUGAAGGGGUUGCUCAGAUCGACUCAACGCAACAAAGUGAAGCGCAACAGAGAGUCAUCAGUGAAGUCAGCAUAUCUGGCAAGAACGAAGAGGAUCCCUCACAGGAUGAGAUUCAGGGUGUGAAUGGAAAAUUUCCUAAUGAGGAUAAAGAGGCUGCGGAGACUGACUUAAUUCAGCAAAGGGUUGCCAGUGAUGCUAGUUUACCUGUCGAGGUGGACAAUACCGUCGCAACUAGUCAAACCAAGCGUUCCAGUAUAGCAUCAAGUCACCACUCCACCUUACCUUCGGAUAGCGAAGUAAAUGCUUUAAUUCAGGAGUUAGAUUCCGUAUUACCUACUCCGGCAGAUAAGACAAAACACUCUGAUGCGAGUGAAGUCACAAAAGAGGAUCCUUCAUCGCCCGGCGGAGAAGACAGCUCAGGUGAUAACAACCUUGGGCACGACUCUAUGUCCGCCCCUGUCGAAGCUACGGAAGCAACAGAACCUUCUAAAGAGGAUUCCGUGCUUGAAACUAAAGAAAGUGCAGCCCCUCUUGCCGAAUCAACCGACGAUUUUACGUUGAAGAGUAACAGUCCGAUUUUUGGACGUAUAUGCACCUUGAGCGCGAGUGUCCUUGUAGGCUCCCUAGAUAAUCCACAAGGGGAACAAAAUGUUACACUAACCGGAUCUGUGUACCGUGUGCCCAGAAUAGACGGGGGUGCGACCGCACCUAAACCGGGGGAAAAAAUCGGGAUCAUUAAGGGGGACGUCACCUCAACACCUACUGAUGAUGAAUCCAGUGUCCAAUUAGCCACCCUUCGAGGAGAUCUUUUGGCCGUUUCUGGAGAGGCAGCGUCGCAAGGACAUGUCGCUACGGCCUCAAUAGAUGUUUUGUCUAGUGCGACUGGAGAAAUAAUAGCAACCAUAACGGCGGAUGUUGCUCCAAAUGAUGAUGCAGACAGUCCGUCGGGUGUCAUCUCUGGAGAGGUCCUCGGCGCUUCGGAAAAUGGAUCUUACGACGAGAAAAUUGGAACCUUGGCGGGAAAAGUUGUGGCGUUGACAUUUGAUGAUGAUACCGUUUCAUUGUCGAGUGCAGAUGAAGAACUUCUGAAACUCCGGCGAGAGAGUUGCUUUAUCUGAUUCGAUUGGGUAGAAGUAAGAUUCAAGAAAAAUCAUGCUUCGUCUUUUCCGCGUAAACUCGGAAAUCAGAACGGUUUUAUUUUUGUCCUUUAAAAUGAUAAUAUUUGACGUUUCUCCCGAAAUAUUAAAUUAUUCUCUUGUAAACUUGGGAUCAUACGUGCAAAGUUACUUUUUCCUAGUCUCCGCGGAGUAAUUAAUUUUAUCAUUAAGAUAACCGUUUAAUUAAUUUUGGAAAAGUUAAGAAGUGUUUCAAAUUAGUUUUUAUCGUAGGCGAGUAGCACUAAAUGCGCGAGGAAUAUCCACACACGACAUUCAAGAAUGUCUGUGAAUUAUGUUCUAUUAUUGCAACUUAUCGUUAUAUUUAUUAUUUCCAACCACGAGCGGAAUACGAAUCGAGUCAGGUUGGAAUUGUACUUAUUAAAUACAAUAUCGACCGAGAUGGUUCUGAAUUUUGUUUUAAUUGAUUGCCGUGCCAAAAAAUUUGGAAAUUGAAUUGAAUGAAAUAAAGAAAUGAAUUUCUCAAAUUCUUCUAAUCAUUAGAGAGUUUCUCUUGGAAUGAUUUUCACACUGGGCUCUAGUUCCCCAACUUUUACUUUCAUUGUCACUGUAGAUGGAGUGUCCAGUCAUAUCCAAAAUGUUAAAACGGAUUCGAAAAAGAGGAUGGGAUUGUGGCCUACCAUUGUCAAUUUUCAUAGGUUCACGAUUCAAUGCAGUUUGGGAUAAAUAAUAAUAAUAAUAAUAAUAAAGACUUUAUUUUACGAGGGUAACACAUAAUAGCAUAGCUAAUAAACUUG